Molecule: messenger RNA, 555 nt
Organism: Trichoderma gamsii
Lineage: Eukaryota; Fungi; Ascomycota; Sordariomycetes; Hypocreales; Hypocreaceae
Exons: 1
Coding region: 1-555 (184 amino acids)
Biological process (GO): mitochondrial translation
Cellular component (GO): mitochondrial large ribosomal subunit
Molecular function (GO): structural constituent of ribosome
Source: RefSeq, a predicted model, not a curated record
AUGGGGAAACUCCCCACUCCCACCGCCAGCCUCCUCUCCUCUCCCCUCCGCCCAUCAUCCACAACCUCAACCUUCUCCGCCCACAGCAGCUGUCUCCGCACGCAAACCAGACACGCAACCUUCAUCCCCCGACCACGACGGCCCUACACCUUCACCCAGCUCAUCCAGCUCUCGGACGGAUCCACCUACACCGCCCGAACCACCUCCCCGCUGCCACUCUACCGUGCCGCAAAGGACACGCGCAACACGCUCCUGUGGCAGCCCAGCGAGAAGAGCCUGCGCAACGUCGAGCUCGACGAGGCCGGUAAGCUGGCUGCCUUUAGAGAGCGAUUCGGAAGGGCGUACGAUGCUGCGGCGCAGGCUGUAGAGGGCGAGGCGAAGGGCGAUGAGGCUGCUGUAGCUGCGGCCAAGGCGGCGGAGGAACAGGCUGCGGCGGAGGCUGCUGAGCAGGAUGCUGGAUUGAACUUUGAGGAUUUGUUGGCGGAAUAUCAACCACAGGAUACGAGCGCGUUGAAAGAUUCAGGUCCGAAGAAAUCCCCCACACGGAGAAAGUAA